This is a messenger RNA of Coffea arabica (coffee), 594 nucleotides long. RefSeq lists its product as uncharacterized. The record is from RefSeq and is a predicted model, not a curated record. NCBI's taxonomy places the organism in Eukaryota, Viridiplantae, Streptophyta, Magnoliopsida, Gentianales, Rubiaceae.
AUGGAUGACAAGUUAGCUUUCAUGAAUGAAGUUCUUAAUGAAGAAGUGAUUACAGAGUUCAGGGAGACUAUGAUUAAGCAAUUUGAGAUAACAGAUAUGGGACUCAUGUCAUAUUUUUUGGGAAUUGAAAUCUUUUUGUCUGACAGUGCGAUUUUUAUAUUUCAAAAGAAAUAUGUAGGUGACAUUUUAAAGAAAUUCAAGAUGGAUACAGCAAAACCAAUUAUGACACCAGUUGAAGAAAAAUUGAAAUUAACCAAGGAAGGUAGUGGUGGUGGAUAUGUGAAUCCCAUUUACUUUAAAAGUUUGGUAGGGAGUUUGAGAUAUUUGACGUCUACAAGGUCUGAUAUCAAUUUUGCUGUUGGUCUGAUUAACAGGUUCAUGAAAAAUUCACGUCAGUCACACUUGCAGGCAACCAAGAGGAUUUUGAGAUAUGUUGGAGGUACUCGCAGUGAUGGCAAUUUUUAUUCAAAAAAUGAUCCAAUUGAAUUAUUUGGCUACAUAGAUAGUGAUUGGGUAGGUGAUACAAUAAAGAGGAAGAGUACUUCAGGUUAUGCAUUUUUUAUUAGUUCUGGAGUUCGAAGAAGCAACAGGUGA